Arachis duranensis is the source of this 2307-nucleotide messenger RNA. Its product is annotated as exocyst complex component EXO70B1. The coding region runs from base 104 to 2167 and encodes 687 amino acids. Gene Ontology annotation, cellular component: exocyst. Gene Ontology annotation, molecular function: phosphatidylinositol-4,5-bisphosphate binding. The record is from RefSeq and is a predicted model, not a curated record. The transcript has a single exon. Gene Ontology annotation, biological process: exocytosis. NCBI's taxonomy places the organism in Eukaryota, Viridiplantae, Streptophyta, Magnoliopsida, Fabales, Fabaceae.
GCCUUGUUCUCCUAAUCCUUUUCCACUUCCAUUCUUCUGAUUCAUCAACACUUCAAUCUUCUUUUAUUUAUUUUUUGUGUGUGCUUUCAACUUACCAAAGUGAAUGGCGGCAACAACCACCACUGAUGGCGGAGGAGGCGGCGGAGGAGGAGAGGAUAGGGUUCUUGCGACCGCACAGCAGAUCCUCAAGAGCCUGAACACUCCCAAAGAUGUUCGUGAAGACAUGCUCCUCAUCUUCUCCAGCUUCGACAACCGUCUCUCUAACAUCACCGAUAUUGUCCACCGCGACGACGACGGCGCCGCUGCCAUCGCCGCCGAGGAGCUUGAACGAUUCGAGGCUGCUGAGAAGCUCAUCCUCCGCUGGGACUCUUCCCUCUCCAGCGACCCCCACUCCGCCUCAUCGCUCCUCCUCGAUUCCGCCGAUGAUGCCGCCGAUUAUUUCUCCGCAGUCGAUGACGUCAUCCACUGGAUGGAACAGCUCAACCUUGCCCCUCCACCUCCGCCGUCAUCCUCCGCCGGUAACCGCCACCGGAUUGAGAUGGACCGCACCGAGAACGCGAUCCAGCUCGCUAUGACGCGCCUCGAGGACGAGCUCCGCCACCUCCUUGUCAGGAACACCGUUCCUCUUGACGCGGAGAGCCUCCACGGUUCCAUACGCCGUGUCUCCCUCUCCUUCACUGACGGCGGCACCGUCGACGAAAAUCUCGAGAGCUUCGGUGAGGUCAACGACCAAGGCGGCGACUCCCAGCGGUUCCACGAGCGCGGCGCCAGCCUCGGCGACGACAUCUCUGUCGAUCUCCUCCGCGCUGACGCGGUGGCGGAACUUAGAGAAAUCGCUGAUCGCAUGGUUAGGUCAGGUUACGAGAAAGAGUGCCUUCAGGUAUAUAGUAGUGUUCGUCGUGAUGUUUUGGAUGAAUAUUUAUCAAUUCUUGGUGUUGAGAAAUUGAGCAUUGAAGAGGUUCAAAGAGUUGAAUGGAAGAGUUUAGAUGAAAAAAUGAAGAAAUGGAUUCAGGCUGUUAAGAUUUCUGUUAGGGUUCUUCUCACUGGAGAGAAGAGGAUUUGUGAUAGCGUUUUUGGUGAAUUAGAUGAGAUUAGAGAGAUCUGUUUCAAUGAGACUGCCAAAGGUUGUGUUAUGCAGUUGCUGAAUUUCGGUGAGGCCGUCGCAAUUUGCAAGCGGUCGCCGGAGAAAUUGUUUAGGAUCUUGGACAUGUAUGAGGCAUUGAAGGAUGCCCUGCCUGAACUUGAGAAUAUGAUCACUGAUGGGUUUGUGAUUGAUGAGGCCAAUGGGGUGUUGAAGAUGCUUGGUGAGGCUGUUAAGGGGACUUUUGCUGAGUUUGAGAAUUGUCUUAGAAAUGAGAGUUCUAAGAAGCCGGUUAUAACCGGGGACGUUCAUCCAUUGCCCCGGUAUGUGAUGAAUUACUUGAAGUUGCUUGUGGAUUAUGGUGAGCCUAUGGACUCGCUUUUAGUGAUUAGCGACGAGGAUCUUAUCCGGUUACAAGAUAGUUUUGGCGGCAAUAGCUCUCAGACAGAGAACAUCUCACCCUUGGGGUGCCGAAUGGUAUUGUUGAUUUCAGAGCUUGAGAGUAACCUUGAGGAGAAAUCUAAGCUUUAUGAAGAUAGCGCGUUACAAUGUAUAUUUUUGAUGAAUAACAUCCAUUACCUGGUGAGAAAGGUGAAGGGACCGGAUCCUCGGAAGGACUCAGAUCUUCGGAAGUACUCGGAUCUUCAGAAUGUCUUGGGAGACGAUUGGGUUCGCAAGCGGCGCGGUCAGGUGCGCCAGUAUGCGACGGGAUACCUGAGAGCCUCUUGGACCAAGGCUUUGUCCUGUUUGAAGGAUGAAGGGAUUGGAGGAAGCUCUAACAAUGCAUCAAAGAUGGCUUUGAAGGAGAGGUUCAAGAACUUCAAUGCAUGCUUUGAGGAAAUAUAUAGGAUUCAGACGGCGUGGAAGGUACCGGACCCACAACUCCGGGAAGAACUCAGAAUCUCUAUAUCAGAGAAGGUGAUUCCGGCAUACCGGUCAUUCGUGGGGCGGUUUCGGAGUCAGCUCGAGGGAAGACAUGCCGGGAAGUACAUUAAAUAUACACCAGAGGACUUGGAGGCCUAUUUAUCGGAUUUGUUUGAAGGAUCACCUGCUGUAUUGCACCAUAUAAGGAGGAAGAGUCAAUAGGGUAUAGGAUCUUCAUAACAGGUGAAGUUCAUUUUGUGAAGGAUUAGAUGAUAAAAUAUCCUGUGUCAUAUGUAUCUUAUUGUAUCUGGAUAGGUGUUUAUUACCUGUGUUAAUGUUAAAAAGAAUGGGAUUUUUGUGAA